CAUAAGCAGUACUCUAAUGGACGUAGACAGCACAAUUUCCAGUGGGCGUUCAACUCCAGCAAUGAUGAAUGGACAAGGGAGCACGACUUCUUCAAGCAAACACAUUGCCUAUAAUUGUUGUUGGGACCAGUGCCAGGCGUGCUUCAACUCUAGCCCAGACCUGGCAGACCACAUCCGUUCCAUACACGUAGAUGGUCAGCGCGGAGGGGUGUUUGUUUGCUUGUGGAAAGGUUGUAAGGUGUAUAACACCCCGUCCACCAGUCAGAGUUGGUUGCAGCGGCACAUGCUGACACACAGUGGAGACAAACCUUUCAAGUGUGUAGUUGGUGGCUGCAAUGCCAGCUUUGCUUCUCAGGGAGGGCUCGCUCGCCAUGUACCCACACACUUCAGUCAACAGAAUUCCUCAAAAGUUUCUAGCCAGCCAAAGGCCAAAGAAGAAUCUCCUUCUAAAGCUGGAAUGAACAAGAGAAGGGAACUAAAGAACAAAAGACGACGCUCAUUACCACGACCACAUGAUUUCUUCGAUGCACAAACACUGGAUGCCAUAAGACAUCGAGCCAUAUGCUUUAACCUCUCGGCUCAUAUAGAAAGUUUAGGGAAGGGACACAGUGUUGUUUUUCAUAGUACUGUAAUAGCUAAGAGAAAGGAAGAAUCUGGAAAGAUAAAGCUCUUGCUUCAUUGGACGCCUGAAGACAUUCUGCCAGAUGUGUGGGUGAAUGAAAGUGAACGACAUCAGUUAAAAACUAAAGUAGUUCAUUUAUCAAAGCUGCCCAAAGAUACUGCCUUGCUGUUGGACCCAAACAUUUACAGAACAAUGCCACAGAAGAGGUUGAAGAGAACUCUGAUAAGAAAAAUGUUCAAUUUGUAUUUAAGCAAACAGUGAACGACAUUUGCAAUCAACUAAAAUUCGUCUAUUGAAUUAGGUCUGAGAAUUACUGUUAGAGUGUUGCCAUAUGUCUGUUGGCUCCCUUUUCAGGACUAGGGUCUUUCAUGGGGUACAGUGUGUUAUAUUUACCUACAUAACUACUCUUGUUAAUGGUUUUUGAAAAAAACCGCAAUUUCAAAUUAUUUGAAUAAUCUUCAUAUUUUCAUUUAACCUGUGACUCUAAUUUUUUUUCCUGAGGAAAGUGUUGGUUUUUUGAGUUUUUCUUUUCUUAAUGUAAAAGAAAAAAAGUAUUUUUUUUAAAGUAUCUUCAAACCGAAUCUUUUAUGCACCAAAGUUGGUUUUGAAAAGGAAAAUAAAAUCACUUUCUUGCUUGGCAAGCAAGAAGCCAUAUGGAAUUUUUUUAACUUUACAGAAAUGGAAAAUAUGUGUAACUUGUCAGUACUGUAUCAAACAAAUGUCGCAUAGAGAUAAUAGAGUGUUGCUUGUAAAUAAUUGAGCAGAUUUGUAAUAUAUUUUUCUAUUAUGAAAUGUACUGUAGAUGUUUUCUAGAGGCAUGAAAGUCAAUGUAUAUAUUAUGGUAGAAAUAAUAUUGAAGGAAAUUGUAACUCACUAGUGCUGCCAGAGGGAUUGCUAACAAAGCACCUUUAACAAGAGAUGUCUUUGCAGACUGAAGGGACUGUGUACUACUGUUAAUGUCUAAGAACAAAGCAUUGGACGUCCUUCCAGACCCUCUCCUGGAGGGUCGUGGUCCUCCCCUGACAGUGACUGAGACUGAGUGGUUGUUCCCACUGUGGGAGCACAUCCUGUAAAGCUGUGCUGUGCAGUUAGACUGCAGAAGCGCUCCUCCUUGGGAGGUCCCACUCCUGCACUGACAGGGAAACCAGCAGUUUUUACACUCAGUUUUUUAAAAGAAAGUAGACAACAAUAUAAAAUUAAACCUUUGGUUCCGAAAUGGGAAGGGUUCCAUAAUCAUUUCUCAUUUGCUUUUGAAAGAAAAACCACACACAAAAGGUACUAAAAGUAUUGGAGGCUUGAGCAGGACAGGGGUAAGAGGUAGACAUGGAGAGAGCCAUUGCCGCUGGGGAACCCACAGGAAAGCACUGCCAGCGAGGACACUCUGGAACGGCCGUCUAAUGUGCUCUGUAGCAAACGGGAGGCUAUUUUCAAAAGAAGAAGAGCAGUGUGUUCUUACUAUUUUUUUUUUCUUUCGCUUAAGCACUUCAUCUGUUUUGUUCUAUAUCUGCGAAGUACUCUGCAAUCUCUUUUGUUUCUUUUAAAUUUUGGUUUGUUAUAUAACAUUGCCAAAUGGAAGUGUUUCGGACAUAGUUUGUACCUGUAUUUUUAUUUUACUGUCUCAUGUUCUUGUAAGUCAUUCUUAAUUGACCGAUGAUUGUAGACUUUGCUUGAGUAUUUUUUCUAAUAAAACAAAGCAAAUCACAUUUAGCUUCAAAUUGUAACAAUUCAAUUUAAUUUUCAGAUGACAUCUGGAAAUACACAUCCAACAUUCUUUAGUGUAUAUAGAGCAGAUUAGUUACUGUCAUUGUAUCGAAAAAUUUAGAUGUCAAAACCAUAUUGCUGGUUAUUGAUUAGCCUCUGAGUACUCAGUUAUUCAUGGUCCCUAGUGAUGGGAUGUGGGUUUGACACUGUUACUAGCACACCAAGAAGACUAUGAAGUAAGCAAGCUAGUUGUAUAACUUGUAUGUAUACAUACUUACACAUUCAAGUCUGAUUGGAAAGUGUGGACAUUUUAGUCUGUAAUGUUCAUUAAUGUUUCUUCCUCAGCUCUGUGUGCGCUUCCUGUGCCCGCAUGACACUUUGUGUUGGGCCUAGGAUUGUGUUUCUGUUUACAAAUCCAUGUCUAGUCCACCCAGCAUUGGAUGUCUGUAGCCCAAAGCACAUUUAUUCAUUUUCAUGUAUGUUACUUGAUUUUCCCCCUACAUUUUGGAGUAAUGAGACCUCAGGGGCCUGCAAGCCUGAGGUAUUUAGUGUCUUCAUCAUAAAAAGAUGUUUGUUCUUCCCUUUUGUAGCUGAUAAAUUUUGGAGCAGUAAAUGUAGACCACACAGUUUAUUUGUAUUUAAUAUGGCAGUGUUGUGACACUGGCAGUGUGCACAGUGCUAAGUUCCUGAGAAGGCAUCUCAUACACUUUGCAGGAGGCACUCCCAUGGGCACUGGAGACACAUGGUGUUUGGGUGGAGCUUCCAUGUUGGAUUUCUUAAUAUUGUUGAGAACCCACCAUUUUACCAACUGUGUUUUGUA
This is a messenger RNA of Chionomys nivalis (European snow vole), 3143 nucleotides long. RefSeq names its product zinc finger protein AEBP2-like. Gene Ontology annotation, biological process: regulation of transcription by RNA polymerase II. The record is from RefSeq and is a predicted model, not a curated record. NCBI's taxonomy places the organism in Eukaryota, Metazoa, Chordata, Mammalia, Rodentia, Cricetidae. Gene Ontology annotation, cellular component: ESC/E(Z) complex.